Molecule: messenger RNA, 1454 nt
Organism: Helianthus annuus (common sunflower)
Lineage: Eukaryota; Viridiplantae; Streptophyta; Magnoliopsida; Asterales; Asteraceae
Product: GDSL esterase/lipase At4g10955
Exons: 2
Coding region: 129-1253 (374 amino acids)
Source: RefSeq, a predicted model, not a curated record
GCCAUUAGAAAGCUUCACUAAGCAAUAAUCUGAAAACGUAUCAUCGUCUCCAUCUCACCUUCUUUAUCUCUCUCUCUCUCUCUCUCUCUCUAAUCGUUCAGUUGUGAUCCAGAACUUGAAUCAGAUCAAUGUCGAAUCAGAAAGUUGUUCAGACAGAAACUGAAAGUGACGAUGAAAACAACCCGAUUCAUCAUCCCUACGCGUUUCAUGUAUCCGGACCGCGUAAGGUUUCUGCCCCGAAUUGGCGAGAUCUCAUCAAUUCCAGCUGGAAAGAUGGAAACUACAAGAGGACUGUCAUAGCCUGUUUUAUCCAAGCAGUUUACUUACUAGAACUCGAUCGACAAGAAAACCGAAGUGAAGAAACCGCGCUAGCUCCAAAAUGGUUCAUACCCUUUAAGUACAAACUUUCAAGAACUUUAAUUGAUGAAAGAGAUGGAUCUAUUUAUGGUGCAGUUUUAGAAUGGGAUAGAUCAGCAGCAUUGUCUGAUUUCAUAGUCAUUAGACCAAGUCAUGCACCUCGCGCGGUUUUAGCACUACGAGGAACACUUCUAAAAGGCCCAACUCUUAGGCGCGAUAUACAAGAUGAUCUAAGGUUUUUAGCAUGGGAAAGUUUGAAAGGUUCCGUUAGAUUUAAAGGGGCGUUAGAGGCGUUAAGAUCGAUUUCUGAUGCAUAUGGAAGUCAUAAUGUUGCUGUUGCGGGUCACUCUUUAGGGGCGGGAUUCGCACUUCAGAUAGGGAAAUCGUUAGCAAAACAAGGGCUGUUUGUUGAGACUCAUUUGUUCAACCCGCCCUCGGUUUCACUUGCGAUGAGCUUGAAAAAUAUGGGCGAAAAAGCGGUUGUUGUUUGGGAGAAAGUUAAGUCAAUGGUGACGUCAUCUAAUAAUGGUGCCACAUCUAAUGAAGAUAGUAAUAAUCAAGUGGUAUUUAACAAAUGGGUGCCUCAUUUGUAUGUUAACAAUAGUGAUUAUAUAUGCUGCUAUUAUACUGAUCCAGCUGGCGGUAAAGAUGGCGGCGAUGGUGGUGGUGGUGAGAAGGAGAACGUGAGGCCGCCAUCAGCCGCCAAUGGACACCUGGCUGCGAAGCUUUUUGUAUUGUCGAAAGGGAAACAGAAGUUUUUGGAAGCACAUGGUUUGGAACAAUGGUGGUCAGAUGAUUUGGAACUUGAACUGGCUUUGCAAAGUAGUAAGCUUAUUAGCAAGCAACUCAAGUCAUUGUAUAGCCUCCCUCCUAGCUCAACCACGAGCCGUCGAUGACCCCCAUCGAUGCAUGAUUGAACUGUUUAUAUAAGUUGUUGGUUUGAUUAAAGUUUGAGGUUGAUAUUUUUUGCUACGGCUCAUGUAAAUUAUUGAAAAGUGUUGGACUGUAAAUUAUCCGUAUUUUUCACUAUAGGUACCUAAGGGGUACCGUACCGCAACGUAACUUGGUAAUUUGCAUUUUUAUGUUUGUGACUUUUA